AUGAAAGGUGUUAAUGCAAGGGGAAGUCUGAAAUUAUUUCAAAAUGUUUUAAAACUUGAAAGCAAUGAAGUGGCCAAAGGCCUGCCCAGUUUUAUUGAGGCUACUGCCCAUGGCUCUCCAUCUGUGAGAAAGACACACUGCAGCUGUGGGAAACACAAGAAAAAUGUGAAAGGCUGCUAUCAGAAAUGGAUGUCUGCCUACAUUUUUCCCUUCCCCUCUUCUGCCCCACAGGCAUGCAUCUCCCAAACUCUAAGGGUCCCCACUUGCAACCAGCGGAGCAAUGAGCAGUGGUUGUCAAAGGGCUGA
Messenger RNA from Pipistrellus nathusii (Nathusius's pipistrelle), 306 nucleotides. NCBI's taxonomy places the organism in Eukaryota, Metazoa, Chordata, Mammalia, Chiroptera, Vespertilionidae. The record is from the annotation of a GenBank genome assembly.